AUGGGUCAGAAACAGGCGAAGAAGAACGAUUAUGACCACAAGAACGAGAAAGCAAGGAAGAACGAGGAAACGUCGUACCCGACCACCGUUGUCUUGAAGAUCGACAUGCACUGUGACGAAUGCGCAUCAAAAGUCAUCAAAUGCCUACACGCUUUCGGAGGUGUGGAGUGUGUGAAGCCGGAGAUUAGGACAGAAAGCGUUGAUCCCAUCAAACCAAAGGACAAGCUUUCUGGGAAGACGAAGAAGAAUGUUGAUAUUGUCUCUCCUCUUCCCAACAAGGACAAGGAAAACAAGCCCAAAAACAACGAAAAGAAAACCAAAGACAAAGAGGCUCCGGUGACAACAACGGUGCUGAAGGUAUUUAAUCUUUGCCCGUGCCAAGGUUGCUCCCAUAGGAUUCGCAGGGCUGUGUUGAAGUUCAAAGGGGUUAAGGAAGUGAGUACAGAUAGAGAGAAGGGGAUGGUUAUGGUUAAGGGCACAAUGGACGUGACAGCUCUGGUGCAGAAGUUGUCAGAGAAGUUUAGGAGGAAGGUUGAGGUGGUUCCUGCCAAGAAGGAGAAGGAGAAGGAGAAAGGAAAGGAGAAGGAGAAGGAUAAGGAGAAAGUAAAGGAGAAGGAGAAAGAGAAGAAGAAGAAGGAAAAUGAAACUGAGAAAGAAGGUGACAAAGGAGGGAGUGGCUCCACCAAGAAGAAGAAAAAAGGUGGUAAUGAAGGAGAUAAUGAUAAGGAUAACGAGGGAGAUGGUAAAGGCCAGGCGAAAACUGGAAAAAAUGAUAGCAAUUAUAUGGUACCUGCAUGUGGUUAUGGUUAUGGUGAAUACUACUACUACGUGGGGCAAUAUUAUCCUGCAUCAGAGAUGUUCAGUGAUGAAAAUCCCCAUGCUUGUCACAUUAUGUGA
Molecule: messenger RNA, 897 nt
Organism: Vigna radiata var. radiata (mung bean)
Lineage: Eukaryota; Viridiplantae; Streptophyta; Magnoliopsida; Fabales; Fabaceae
Product: heavy metal-associated isoprenylated plant protein 3-like
Exons: 6
Coding region: 1-897 (298 amino acids)
Molecular function (GO): metal ion binding
Source: RefSeq, a predicted model, not a curated record